Molecule: messenger RNA, 714 nt
Organism: Geodia barretti
Lineage: Eukaryota; Metazoa; Porifera; Demospongiae; Tetractinellida; Geodiidae
Source: the annotation of a GenBank genome assembly
AUGACCUCCCCGGCCGACAAACGUACCAUUCUGGUGGUGGACGACGAACCCCAUAUUGUGAGCUUUACGUCCAUGAAUCUCGAAGUCGAGGGAUUCAACGUCGCCACCGCAAGGAACGGCGAAGAAGCCCUCGACGUGCUGCACGGCGACGACCCGGUGGACCUGAUCGUGUUGGACGUCAUGAUGCCGAAACUCGACGGGUUCGAGACGCUGCGGCGAAUCAGAUCCGAAUCCUCGGUUCCGGUAAUUUUCGUUACUGUCCGUGGUGACGAAAGUGAUCGGGUUGCCGGGCUGGACCUGGGCGCGGACGAUUACCUGACCAAGCCAUUCAGCCCUCGCGAACUCGUUUCACGCAUCCGCGCGCUGUUCCGGCGGAUCGAAGCUGCCGAACCACCGCGCCUGCAGGAAGUGGUGGUGGACGACUGGCUCACCAUUAACUUCGACCAGAGUCAGGUGGUGGCCAACGGUACGCCCAUGCACCUGCGGCCCACCGAAUACAGACUGCUGUACCAAUUGGUAAACAACGCCGGCCAGCUGCUGAGUCACGACACUUUAUUGGAGCGCGUUUGGGGUCCCGAGUAUCGCGGAGAGCAUCAGUACGUUCGGACGUACGUAACUUACUUGCGGCAAAAAUUGGAGAAAGACCACCGGAACCCGGAAUACAUCCUGAGCGAGCGGGGCCUGGGAUACCGGUUUAAGGAUUUGAACCCCUAG